Serinus canaria (Common canary) is the source of this 1760-nucleotide messenger RNA. It is a transcript of the gene LIF, whose product is annotated as LIF interleukin 6 family cytokine. Gene Ontology annotation, molecular function: cytokine activity; leukemia inhibitory factor receptor binding. Gene Ontology annotation, biological process: immune response. Gene Ontology annotation, cellular component: extracellular region. The coding region runs from base 1 to 702 and encodes 233 amino acids. The transcript is spliced from 3 exons. NCBI's taxonomy places the organism in Eukaryota, Metazoa, Chordata, Aves, Passeriformes, Fringillidae. The record is from RefSeq and is a predicted model, not a curated record.
AUGUGGGAAUGCUGCGGGGGCCCCCGCCUGGAAGGGAGGCCGGGGAGCGCCUGCCGGGGGGCAGAGCGGCCUCUCUCCCACACAGGCGUCGUGCCCUUCGUGGCCCUGCUCCUGCUGCAGCGGCGGCCCGUGGCCGGCCGGGCGCUGCUGGUGACCGGCUCCGGCUGCCCCAGCCACGGCCUGUGCCGCUCCAACGUGCAGGAGCAGACCCGCAGGCAGGUGGCCGUGCUCAACGCCACUGCCCAGGAACUCUUCAGCCUCUACCUGAAGUGCCAGGGAGAGCCGUUCAGCAGCGAGAGCGACAAGCUCUGCAACCCCGCCGGCAUCUUCUUCCCCGCUUUCCGCGUCAAUCGGACGAGCGAGAGGAAGGAGGUGAUGGUGGCCAUGUACAAGCUCUUCGCCUUCCUCAAUGCCUCGCUGGGCAACAUCACGCGUGACCAGGAGGAGCUCAACCCCAUGGCCAAAGAGCUCCUCGAGCGGCUCCACAACACCACCAAGACCACUCGAGGCCUCAUCUCCAACCUCACCUGCCUCCUCUGCAAGAACUACAACAUCUUCCAGGUGGACGUCAGGUACGGGGACAGCUCCAGGGGCAAGAGCGCCUUCAAGAAGAAGCAGCAGGGCUGCCAGGUGCUCAGGAAGUACGUGCAGGUCAUCGGGCAGGCGGCACGUGUUCUCCUACCUCAUCUCAGCCCCUCAUGAGCGCCCGCCCCGGCUUCGCUGCCUCUCUUCUGCUGGCCGGCCCCCGCCGCUGCCUCCCCAAUUCCCGCCUUCCUAUUUAUUACCCGGACCCUGCGCCGGCCCCAUCCGCCCUCUGGUAAUUUAUUGCCCCUUGAGGGGGUGAACAUUGCAGCCUGGAGUGUCCCGGGCAGGGCAGGGCCAGCACCCAGCAGGACGAGGCAGCGCAUCUCCGAGGAGCACGGGCUGGUCCCGGGAUGUGCCUCAGCCAUCCCCGGGCUCCCACGGGGUGUGGGGAGUUGUGGGGGUGGCGGCAGGGCCGGACUCUGUCCCCCACGGACAGUGUCACCACAGAGAGCACCCGGACAGAUCCCCCUGAGCACCGCCUGAAAGCUGCUGCUUCUCUGGAGAAAGGAUUGUGAGGAAGGACAUUUGGGAUGCAGGGACGUGGGGACUCCUGCACAUUUUAAGGCUGGGCUCUCCUGCAAGGAGCCAAACUGAGGGUACUGGUGGCUGUGCUGGCUGGGGCUGGGUCCCACCGUCUGGGACAAGGCUACCUGUGUGGGACAGUCACCCCACUGUGGAGCAUCAUCCCCCCGCGCGGGCACAGCGGGGCACGGGUUGUCCUCUCCUUUGGAAAAGUGCUUUUCCCUUUGGAAGAGCUUGGAAUGUACUAAUGGCCAAGAGCUGGGAUUUGCACAGCUGAAUGCGGCCCUGGUGUGGGGGCGUGGGACAAGGGGACAUGGGGACAUGGGACACGGGGACACGGGGACACGGGACACGGGGACACUCGGCACAGGAACACAAAGACACGGGGUUGUGGGACAUGGGGACAUGGGGACAUGGGGAGGGGCCCCAGGCCGGUGGCAGGUGGCGCUGGCUCGCUCCUGGCACCAGAGCGGGCUGUGAGUAUUAUUUAUUGACUCCAUGGAAAGCCCAGUGUGCACUGAGAGCUGACUUUAACUUUAUUCGUUCUAAUUAUUAAUAAUUAAUUAUAAGAUUUGUGGUAAUAUAUUGCUGGAACUCUAUUUAAAUAUUUAUUUUUUUAUACUUCUUGCUCUACUUUUUUAAAAUAAAUCAAU